Spodoptera frugiperda (fall armyworm) is the source of this 6774-nucleotide messenger RNA. RefSeq lists its product as uncharacterized. NCBI's taxonomy places the organism in Eukaryota, Metazoa, Arthropoda, Insecta, Lepidoptera, Noctuidae. The coding region runs from base 210 to 6251 and encodes 2013 amino acids. The record is from RefSeq and is a predicted model, not a curated record. The transcript has a single exon. Gene Ontology annotation, molecular function: nucleic acid binding; RNA-DNA hybrid ribonuclease activity; ATP binding.
GCGACCAAGACAAUCAACAGCGGAACCAACCAUACACAAACUCAACCGAUCUAGACACCCAAAACCGAACACCGACAGCGAGGCUGAGGUUCAUCCAGGUGAAUCUCCAGCGUUCUAAGCUGGCUACGGAGGAACUCCAUCUGGCGGCUCAGGAAAAAGGGAUUUCAGUUGCACUAGUUCAAGAGCCCUACGUAGGAAGAAGCGGUGUAAUGAAACAGAAACCCGGCACACAAGUCAUCCAGUGCACCCUGAACCGACAAAAGCCAGUCAAGGCAGCGAUCGUUAUCUUCGGGAACAAUCUCGAAGUUAUCCACGACCCCCAACUCGUGUCCGAGAACGUCGUUGCCGUAUUACUUAAGGCCGGCCCGUACAACUUUGGAGUGCUGUCGGUGUACUACGAAGGCGAUCAGGAUCUGGAUCCAUACCUUGACGACACUCAACAUAAGAUGCAUCUCCUGAAAACAAAUAACAUACUCAUAGGCGGGGACGUGAAUGCCUGGAGUCAGUGGUGGGGAAGCGUCUCCGAAAACCAUCGCGGAGCGUUAUACAAUGCGUUCCUAAACGACCGGGAUCUCCACAUCCUGAACAUGGGUCAAACACCGACCUUCGAGGUUUAUAGAGGGGACAGGUGGUGCACCAGUGUCGUCGAUGUAACGGCAUGCAGCCUGUCCAUGCUCGACAGGGUCGAAGAGUGGAGAGUGGAAAGAAGUCUAACGACCUCAGACCACAAUGCUAUUACCUUUUCGGUGCGUUUGGAAAAGGCUUUGGAACCUUUAAGACCGAUCACCACUCGCAUCUAUAACACCAAGAAGGCAAAAUGGUCCAACUUCACCUCCCACUUUAAAGCCAGCCUGGCUGAAAGCGCCAUCACUCCAGCCAGCAUCUCGGGAGUCACAAACCCAAUGGAUUUGGAGACCAUAAUCACCAAAUACACUAACAACAUUCACCGGUCGUGCGAGGAAGCGAUCCCGAAACUGGGGUCAUCCAAACGCGACACCAGACCCCCGUGGUGGACCCCUUCUCUACACCGUCUUCAAAAAGACGCGUUGAGAAAGAAGAGAAGGAUUCGGAACGCGGCACCGGCUCGGAGACAAUUCGUCAUCCAGGAAUACGUGGCUGCUAAAAAUGAGUACACAACAGCAGCAGAGGAAGCAGCCACGGCCAGUUGGAAGGAGUUUUGCAGCAAACAGGACCGGGAGAGCAUGUGGGAUAGCAUCUACAGGGUGAUAAGGAAGACAGCCAAAAGACAGAACGACGCUCUCCUUCGCAACACCAAAGGAGAGACGCUCAGUCCGGUAGAAUCGGCUGAACUCUUGGCUAAAACCUUCUACCCGGACGACUCAACGGAUGCCGAACAGCCAUAUCACAAGGCGGUGAGAAGGCUAGCGGAGGAAAUAAAUCCACAGGGAUUGUCCGCCGAUGAUCCCCCUUUUUCGAUCGCGGAGCUGGAAAUGGUUCUUCAAAACCAAAAUCCGAAAAAAGCCCCCGGCCCGGAUGGCCUAACGGCGGACAUCUGCACAGCAGCGAUCGACUGUGACAGGGAGGUAUUUCUGGCAAUAGCCAAUAGGUGUCUGUCGCUACCACACUUCCCAAAACAAUGGAAGACCGCCCACGUGUGCAUCCUUCGCAAGCCAGGCAAAGAUGACUAUACCAACCCAAAGUCGUACAGACCAAUAGGUCUCCUAUCGGUCCUGGGAAAAAUAGUAGAAAAACUUCUGGUAGGCAGACUCCAGUGGCAUUUCCUCCCCAAACUCAACAAGAACCAAUACGGCUUCAUGCCACAGCGCGGAACCGAGGACGCCCUCUAUGACCUCAUGGCGCACAUACGUGCGGAAAUCAAAGCGAAAAAGAUCGUGCUCCUGAUAUCAUUGGACAUAGAGGGGGCCUUCGACAAUGCCUGGUGGCCAGCACUUAAAAAACAGAUGGUAGUCAAAGGCUGCCCCAAAAACCUCUACAACCUCGUCAACUCAUACCUAAAAGACCGAAACAUCGCGAUUAAUUACGCCAGAGCGACUAGCGAAAAGGGUACCACCAAGGGAUGCGUACAGGGCUCAAUAGCCGGACCGACGUUCUGGAACCUUAUCCUGGAUUCGCUACUUCAAAAAGUGUCUAGUAGGGGGAUACACUGUCAGGCCUUCGCAGACGACGUUGUCCUGGUAAUCUCAGACCAUACGACCGGUCCCCUGCAACAAGCUGCCAACGAAACACUAGACAUUGUAUCGGAAUGGGGUGCUCAAAAUAAGUUAAGAUUUGCCGCGCACAAGACCAACGCGAUGGUGUUAACCAAAAAACUUAAGUACGACCUUCCGGAACUAUACAUGUCGGGCACACGGCUGAACCUAGUCCAAGAAGUCAAGCUGCUAGGUUUAAUAAUAGAUCAUAAACUCACAUUCAAUGCGCACGUAUCCGCGACUUGUAAAAAGGCAGCGGACAUAUACAAACAACUUGCGUGUGCGGCGAGGGUGACUUGGGGUCUGAACAGAGACAUAAUAAGAACAAUAUAUGUGUCGGUGGUGGAGCCCAUCGUGAUGUAUGCGGCAAGUGCGUGGGCGCCCGCAGCUGAAAAACUGAUGUCAAGAAACCAGUUUGACUCAUUGCAGAGGGGCUUUGCGCAAAAGAUCUGCAAAGCAUAUCGCACGGUGUCACUGACAUCGGCACUUAUUCUGUCGGGCCAACUCCCCCUAGAUCUCCGGGUAAUUGAGGCCGCCACCCUAUUCAAGAUCAAGAAGGGUCAUUCCCAGGAGUUUAUACCGCCGGGUCGCGAACUGGAAAGGAACGUCCACCCAUCUAAAAAUCCCCACCCAGCGAUACUCAUAUCAACAGAUUAUGCCCGCGUAGAAGACUGGACUCCUGAAACUCUGGAGACCCAUAAAAUUUCCGGCCCCCAGAUAUACACCGACGGCAGCAAAAUUGAGGGGAAAGUCGGAGCUGCCCUAACUUGGUGGGAAAAUGGAAAAGAGUCCAGUUUCAGAACCUUCGGCCUGGAGCCUCACAACACUGUCUUCCAAUCUGAAAUGUACGCUCUCUUCAGAGCCGUCAGGUUGGUAAGAGAAUCGAAUGCGGCCUCCGUGAGCAUCUUGAGUGACUCAAGAUCAUCGCUCGACCUGCUCAGGAGCCCGGUGGCCACUCACAACCUGGCACUAGAAAUAAAGAAAAGCGUCCGAGAAAUUAGGCAGGAGGGCAGGGAGGUGAGGUUCUUCUGGCUCAGGGCCCACGUGGGGACCGAGGGGAACGAGAGAGCGGAUGAGCUGGCCAAGGAGGCAGCCCUUACAAAAGAGACAGCCGACUACACGAAGGUCCCGAUAUCGUACGUGAGGGGGAAGAUACGAGAGAGGACAAUACAGAAGUGGCAAGCGCGGUACGAAACCUCGAGCACAGGCUCGGUAACAAAAGUGUUCUUCCCGGACGUCCGAGAGGCGAAAAGGAUACUCGGGGACACAGUCCUCACACCGACCCAUGUGCAAGUCCUCACAGGACACGGAGGAUUCUCAGCGUACCUCCAUCGAUUCCAUCUAAAGGAUAGUCCUUCUUGCGUCUGCGACUCUGCUUGCGAGGAAUCGGUGUGGCACCUGCUCUUCGAGUGCCCAAGGUUUAGCCCGGAAAGAAUGGAGCUGGAAAUAAAGAUCGGUAUCCAGCUAGACCAGUCCACACUCCAUACCAUCAUGGGGAAACUAACAACAAGGAAACCAUUCUUAGCAUUCGCGAGCAGAGUGGCUGUCAUCGCGGCAGAGGCGAACAAGACAGAUGCAUCCUUCCGCGGUCGGAACAGACUACCACCGUCAAACACCCCACUUACCACCACACAACAACCAGCAACCGCAUCAGUAAAUGCAACGCACAACGCAGCAACUGCCACUGUUGUCCCACAAACAACCACAACACAACAGACCGAAACGUCAACCACCUCAACCACUGGUAACCUACAAACCACUGCCACUACACAUACAACAACACAACAAUCUGCAGCAUCAGCGGCAGCAGCAGCAGUGGUGGAGCCUAGCCCGCAGCAAAACCCUAACUCCAUGUCAAUCGCACACCUCUUGGCAUGUGGGGGAGAUGGCGUCCCAGGAAUCAGACUGCGGGGCGUCGCCCUCUUUAUGAACAGAGAGGGAGAAAGGCUGGGCAUAAGCUACUGCAUCGGUACAAGCCGUCCAAGGGCCCGAAUAACAAUAUCACCGGGCCUUGCCGCCCUGAUCAACGGAAGCACCACCAAAUCAACCAUCAAAGGCAGCAAAUAUGCAGCGCUGCCACAAGUGGAAGUGGCUACUCACCGAUGCCGCUUAAUGCGACACAAAGGUAAGACGAUCGCAUUAUUCGAGUGGGGGGUGGAGACUCCAUUUGCACAGGCGAGCUCAUUGCUUCGACAGAUCGGUGAGGCAGGAGGAGACCCAGCAUUCACAGCCCGCACCAUAAGCGUGGACGCGAUGGCAGUUGGGGGGGAGAGGGGCGAGGUCGCGGACAGGUUUGGCUGUUUAAAAGCCUCUGAACACCACGAGGUAGUAGUUUAUGAAGAUAGAGGGGAAACUCUAAGUUUCCUCAAAGCCCCCAGGAGACUAACAGCAUGCGCAGCAAGCCCUUCAACCCCAGCCACUCAAAGCGGAUCCGAGCGGGCCCAACAGAAGGCAGCCGCCGAUAAAGCUGAGCAGAAUAAAACCAGAUGCCCAGAAGAUCGGGUGCAGUCGAGGAGUCGCCUGAAAGUUUUCGGCACCUUCCUUAACACUCUGCUUCCUACCGCAACCCGCAACUCAAACAAGCAAGAAACAGCCGUAGAGAGGUUCUUCUCCAGAAUCGCUAAACCACCCACACAGCCAAAGCCCACACCAACCAGAGCUGAUAAAGGGCAAGUCAGCCCGCCGAUACUCGCCCUAAAUUCGGGAGUCACGGAUCACGUGAAGAGCGCCUUCCUCGAGUAUGUAGCUGUCGUGAGAGCGACCAGAGAAGUCAAUCUUGCGACAUGCAAAAAGAUCAUGCAGACUUUCAGAAGAGAGACAGAAGGACUCUUAAGGGUGCUGCUCGAGGAGGCGGGGGCUGCGGUGUACGACAACUCCAGAUCCAUAGUUAUCAAAGGGGAAAUGGAGGGGUCGUACAUGGCGGCCUUUAGCGAGAGUUGUGGAUUCGUGUACCUGGACACGGCCGAAACGGACCGCUUGGGUAAAAUUAAAUUUAGUGCACCCGAAGAUGACCCAAUGGUGGUUACCGCCAAAUGUACCAAAGUCAUGUUGGAAGAUAGGAUCCUCGCAAUGGCACAGACCAUUUUAGAAAAUCAGGACAUCCAAGCAUCAUCAGGAAGUUGGGUGGUACCCAACAUCAGGUGGGUCAACGGAGUGCCAGGCUGUGGCAAAACAACUUGGGUGGUAAAGAACUUCGAUGGGGAGAGGGACGUUGUAGCCACAACGACAACCGAAGCUGCCAAAGAUCUGAGAGAAAAGCUUGCGCGCCGCUUAGGUGACAAAAUCAAUACUAAGGUGCGCACUAUGGCCUCAAUAUUGGCGAACGGGUUCAAGAACCAAGAAAAAUGUUACCGGUUAACUGUGGACGAGGCUCUCAUGAACCACUUCGGGUCUAUAGUGAUGGCGGCCAAGUUGUCCGGAGCAAGCGAACUUGUCCUCAUUGGAGACAUUAACCAGCUUCCGUUUUUGGACAGGGAGAACCUAUUUCAGCUACGGUAUACUCGUCCGGAUCUAGUGGCUGGCAUCACCCAGGAACUGCUCUGCACUCAUCGCAACCCUAUGGAUGUAGCAUACACCUUGAGCGACAUAUACAGCGGAAUCUACGCCUCCAAAUCAUCGCUGUCGCAGGUCCACUCCCUGAGCGUGAGAGGCUACACGGGGGCGCAAAUCCAGGCUACUGCCAAAAACACCCUGUUUUUGGUUCAUACGCAGGAGGAGAAAACUUCUCUUGUGAACAAGGGAUAUGGGUCUGGAGAGGGAUCGCGCCUCAUGACUAUACAUGAGGCCCAGGGUUUGACCUGCGACAGUGUGAUUAUCAUUAACACCAAGUCGAGGAGGCUCCAGGUUCACAAUAGCGUAUCACACGCUGUGGUGGCGGUGUCAAGACACACGAACAGCUGUGUGUAUUAUUCUGAUGAUGCCGAAGACGCCAUAGGCCGUUUCGCAAAGAAAGCGAUGGAUGCGCCGACGAAAACGGUCGUCGACUACAACUUAAAAACGGCCAUGCAACAUCGGGACGCCAGCGUCAUAGAACCUCUGCUGAAGCUGGCUGAGUCCCUGGCAAAAAGACAAACAACUUGACAUCCUUUCUCCUCCUCUUUAGUAUAAAAUCAAAUUGUAACUGCGCCACAGAGUUUGUCGAUCACACUCAUUCGAGGAUCUGAACGACACUCUCUGCCACGCAGACAUUGUCCUCUAGAAUUAAGAAGUGGUAUUUUUAGUGGUAGUAUAAGCAUGAAAUAAAGUUAAAAAAAAAAAAAAAAAAAAAAAAAAAAAAAAAAAAAAAAAAAAAAAAUUGGACUCACGUAGAUUAAUAAGUUUAAUUUUAAGAAAAAGAGCCGAACACAAUAAUAUUGUAACCAACGCAAUUAUAAUUCUAAUAAAUGCAUGAAAAAGGGCGCGGACGACAUGUCUGCGGAUUGUUUGUUUAUUUAAAAAAAAAAAAAAAAAAAAAAAAAACCUAACCUAACCUAACCUAACCUAACCUAACCUAACCUAACCUAACCUAACCUAACCUAACCUAACCUAACCUAACCUAACCUAACCUAACCUAACCUAACCUAACCUAACCUAACCUAACCUAACCUAACCUAACCUAACCUAA